Molecule: messenger RNA, 852 nt
Organism: Melitaea cinxia (Glanville fritillary)
Lineage: Eukaryota; Metazoa; Arthropoda; Insecta; Lepidoptera; Nymphalidae
Gene: Taf12
Product: transcription initiation factor TFIID subunit 12
Exons: 3
Coding region: 247-780 (177 amino acids)
Biological process (GO): DNA-templated transcription initiation; RNA polymerase II preinitiation complex assembly
Cellular component (GO): SLIK (SAGA-like) complex; SAGA complex; transcription factor TFIID complex
Molecular function (GO): TBP-class protein binding; DNA binding; protein heterodimerization activity
Source: RefSeq, a predicted model, not a curated record
AUUGUUUAACUAUAAUAGUCUGUGGUUGUCGUACCAAAAUGUCAAAAUGGUAAACAUUGUUGUGAUUAUUGGUAUAUAAUGGCAAUGGCAUUUUUUCAUGUGGCCUGUGGUUAAUGUAGUUUAAGUAGGUACAGAAAAAUUUUAAUGUUAUUUAUGUGCAGAAUUUGUAUAAUAUUUGAUUAGAACAAUUAGGAAUUUAAGGAGACUUAAGAAAUUAACCAGAGGAAGUAAAGCAAUUAUUUUAAAAUGUCUAACAAUUCUAUGGGCCAAGCUCCAAAUAUGCCAACAAUAGGGGCUAUGAAUACUCAAGGCAUACAGUAUGUCAACAAUCCACUUCAGAGUCCACAGCUACAGAAUUCGUCGAUACAGGGAUCUCCAUCUCAGCAUAGCCCAAUGGGCACUCAGUCUCAAGUCAGUGCCAAAGUUAAUCAAGCAGGAGCUGGGGAUCAAACAACUCAGCUUUUAAGCAGACCUCGGCUCCAAGAGCUAGUUAGAGAGGUAGACCCCACUGUGCAGUUAGAUGAAGAAGUUGAGGAAUUGCUUCUACAGUUGGCCGAUGAUUUCAUUGACACCACUUUAAACGCAGCCUGCUCACUUGCCAAACACAGACAUGCUCCGACCGUUGAGCUAAAAGACGUUCAGCUACAUUUAGAGCGGCAAUGGAAUAUGUGGAUUCCUGGUUUUGGAAAUGACGAACUACGACCAUAUAAACGUGCAGCUGUCACUGAAGCACAUAAACAAAGAAUGGCUCUUAUCAGAAAAACUAUUAAAAAAUACUAAUUAACCAAUUCUUCUCUUUUAAGUUUAUUUUUAGAUAGAUUUAAAAGACGUUAAUAAAACUCUCAUCUAUCA